Polyodon spathula (Mississippi paddlefish) is the source of this 3589-nucleotide messenger RNA. RefSeq names its product RUN domain-containing protein 3A-like. The transcript has 6 exons. The record is from RefSeq and is a predicted model, not a curated record. The coding region runs from base 23 to 769 and encodes 248 amino acids. NCBI's taxonomy places the organism in Eukaryota, Metazoa, Chordata, Actinopteri, Acipenseriformes, Polyodontidae. Gene Ontology annotation, cellular component: cytosol.
UUUUUGCCUGAAGGGUGAGGUAAUGGAUGGAAAGACGCUGGCAGUGAUUGACUACACCCCCUACCUGAAGUUUACCCAGAGCUAUGACUACCUGAGUGACGAUGAGGACAGGCAGAGUGUGGACAGCAGUACCAGUGACGAGAGCGUCUCAGAGCACCCCUACCUCCCCCUGGUCCCCGACGACGAGAGCUGGACCAACAAGUGCCGUAAGAUGGAGCAGAAGUUCAAGAUCGUCUACGCACAGAAGGGGUACCUGGAGGAGCUGGUCAGGCUGCGGGAGUCCCAGCUCAAGAACCUGGAGGUCGAGAACAAGCGUCUGCAGCUGCGUCUGGAGGAGAUGAAGGUGCAGAAUCAGAAAGAGAAGAAAGAGAUGGAGGGCAUUGUGCUGGAACUGCAGGAGCAGCUGACUGGUCUGAUUCCCUGUGACUCCAGUCAUUUGUCUAAAGAGAGGACGAUCCCCCAAGUGAACCAGUGGACAGGUCUGGGGGCCUUCAAUAAUGAAGAGGACAUCAAGCUUUACAGAAGGAGUUACCACAGCGCAGAGCAGCUCUCCACAGAGAUCAGUCUGGACUCGGACUCCCAGAAGACGGAGGGGAAGCAGAAUGGACAGUCCUGGUGCAACGCAGGCAAAGACUAUACCCCGUCGAUGCUAGGUCUGUGCGGCUCUCUGGCUUCUCUCCCCAGCUGUAAGUCUCUGCCCAGCCUGAAGUCCAGCGAGUGCCUGGUCCCUGUCAGCACUGAAGCCAGUCCUGCCCUCUCCCCCAGCUAAGGGCAAGGCUUCUGCCUGCAUCACCGGCCUGCACCUGGCUCAACUCAGACAUUCCUAUCAAGACCGCUGCUCUCUCUGCUCCUGUGCUCUCGGGCUGUUUCAGUCCUGAUGACAGAGCUUCGACACGCCAGGAUCCAUACUGUUAGUGUCUGGAGCCUUCGUCUGUCCAUCUGUUUGUCUGUCUGUUAGGGAUUUGUUAUGGCUAAAAUAAUUUGCCCUUUAACUUAUUUAUUUAUUUAUUUAUUUUAUUUAAAUUUUGACUUUGAAUGAGAUUCUGACAUAGCAAACAGUACCCUCUGGUGGACAAAUGUUAUAACAUUUACUGCACACCACUUCUAUCUAUCUAUCUGUCUAUCUAUCUAUCUGUGGGGAAUAUUCAAUCAAAAACAAAUUGAAAAACACUGGUGAGGUCCAUAACAUUGAAACAGAUUUAAAGGUUAAAGAACAGACCAUAAAGUUGCAAAGAGCCUUGCUGAUUUAAAAAAAUAAAAUCAAUAUUGCAACAGUCUUGUACUGUGUAUGGAAUAAAUGUUAACUACUAUGAGGAGGUCAAUUUAAUGGGAUGAUUGUUGUACAGUAUUUGUAUUUAUUUUAUUUUUUUAUUUUAGAGUGACCAAUUUUUAUUUAUUUUCCCCCAAUUUGGAAGGUCCAGCGAUUCCCCACACAGCACAGACACACUCUCACAAGCCUAAAAUCAGAGUCGCUUUUACACUUAGCAAUCCAGAGCAGAGGUGGGCGGGGCUAUCGAUCCCAGAGAACAGAGAUCAGCCCUGCUUUUUAUCCACUCUGAAUGUGCUCAGUGUCUGACCAGUAGGGGUCGCUGUUGCCCGAUGAGGAGAAAGAAUCUCUGCCGGUUUCCUCUUUGGAGACCCCAGCAAGUUCGGCCAGUUUGCACAGCCCAGACGCGAACUGGUAUGUGUGUUUGGAAGCUGCCUGUAUACUUUGCUACUGCCCUGUUCUCUGCAAAUAUUCAGUCUCAUUUUCCAGAGUGUAUCUGUGUAAAAGUUGAAUAUUAACACAGCAACUUGUUUUUGCUAAAGCAGUGGCACAAUCUCUUGUCUCUGGAAAUGUGAUUGAAUAAUGCCACAGAACUGGAAUAUAGCGCUGUAAUAAAGCUGUACUUUCUGAUUGAAUUUCCCCCCCGAUCUAUCAGUCUCUGUGUGUAUACCUCCACAAUGUGGAUAUAUACUUUUAAAUGUACAAGUGGCAGUAUGAGACUUGGAAUGUUUCUAGGUGAUCAAAAUCCAUUGCUAGUAGCAGCUUACAAUUUUCUCAGAUUUUAGGUGGCAUUGGAAUUGUAUUUUCUCCUCUUUGAGUGUUCUUAUCUGAAGCCCCCAGCUCCCAGGUGAGUGCAGGUUUGUGUCCUUGGCAUUGGUGCUGGUGCUACCAAGGUUUGUGGAGACAGAAGAAAAUCAACCCUGCUGGCCGGGAACCAGUUGAGCUGAAGUGGACACCUGCAGGGCUGGCCUUUGUCCUCCAGAGGCUGCUAGCGUGUCUAAAGAGCUGUAUACACCACGCUGCCAAUCUCUUAGAAAUAUACCUGGAGCUGCACUUCAAGCAGCAGCGCUGGAUCCUGGUUACCUUCUCCAGGGACAUUGCUCUGAGGCUAGUCCACUUGUUUAGGAUUAUCCCAAGAUUGAAACCUUAAAACAGCUUGUUCUGUAAACAGCUGUGCUCGGUGGGUGCAGUUUGCUGAGCUGCCAUCCAAAAAGGUGAAUUUUGAACCUGAGUAACCAUGCGGUUUCCCAGACAGAUAGAUGUAUGCUAUUAGAUACACUGGUUACUGCUAGUGGGACUCCUAGACUCCAAGAACUAAUGCGUGUCCACACAGUGCCGUCAUGUGGGACAGAAUGCCUUUGCCAUCGCAUGAGUGCACCUCAACAGGUGCUUCUAGUGGCAGCGCAGCAUAUAUCACUUCAUACACAGUACAGACAUAUUUAAAGGGGUGCUAACUCCAGUCUUCUUUUUUCCAUUUAAUUUUAGCAUUAGUCCACUCAGUAUUUUUCUUUACUUGCUGUGCUGUGAAUCAAUAUCGCUUGCAUGGUCUAGCCUCACUCCUGUGGUACAAGCUUCACUCUGACUAUGGGUGUGAUCUGCAACCAAGGAAGUAAGAAGGCAACAUCACGACAAUAUUAAAAUCCAUGGUGUUGUACUUUUAAUUAAAGAACAAAAAGAUCUUACAAUAGUGGGGUCAUGUUGGGAUUUUAAAAGGUUGAUUGUCACUUCUUUAAAGGUUCUGUUCUGGUAAACACAAAGAAAUUCAAUGUAAAUUAAGUUCUGAAUGUUUUUGGUGAUGUUUUAGAAUUAGACGAAGUAAAUGCACCUGUAUGAAAAUGUAAAGUAAUUCAAACAUUUCAAGUUACAAUAACAUUGAAGCUGAAUAACUUUGAUUUGGUUCCUCUAAAAUCAGAAAUUCUGAAGAAGAACCGCUAAGAAACUAAGGCAAGCAGACACACACUGUGGCUAGUUCAGCAGUGUGCAUCUAGUUCUCAAUUUUCAAUUCCAAGAUAACAUUUAUAAGUACACUGAUGUGGGCAUUUUUUUUUUUUUUUAGUUGAUCUAGUUUCUCAGAAGUUUUGCUUCUAAAACCAUUCCAGACAAACCAAAGUUAUAAUGUAGGCUUGCAUUUCCCAAUGGCCAUACAAAAUAACACCCCAGCGCAGUUCUCAUAAUAAAAAAUGCUAGAGAGCAUUUACAGUAGAAUAUAAGAAGUAGCACAAAUAAAACUGCUUUGGGCUUUCUACAAUUGUAAAAGAAACAUCUUUUUUUUUUUUUUUUUUUUUGUAUUUACUCAUGCACUGGAUCGUCUCACCCAUACAU